This is a messenger RNA of Closterium sp. Yama58-4, 1356 nucleotides long. The record is from the annotation of a GenBank genome assembly. NCBI's taxonomy places the organism in Eukaryota, Viridiplantae, Streptophyta, Zygnematophyceae, Desmidiales, Closteriaceae.
AUGGCUCAAUGCCGAACGUACCAUACUCUUCCUUGCAAACCUCCACACCGCUUCGGGCUGAUCCUUCCUGACCAACAAACCAGGCUCGGCAAAACAUUAGUGACGACCAGAAACUAUUACCAGCUCCUCGCGAAAGACAAUCACCUCUUCGUCACUGUCGUUAAUCUCGGGCGAUGCUUUUUGUCAGGCUUUAUUCUCUACGUCGCGUUGCGCGCCUCCGCAGGCAGCGCGUUUCUGCGGUGCGGGCCGUCGUUACCGAUGGACCCAAGUACCGAUGGUGCGGAGGGUGGGAGGGACACCGCGGCGCUUGCACUGCCGCGAACGCGACCGGAUAACGAGAGCACGAGGCGCAAGCGGAGGAGAUCUCCAUCCCGCCGGGGGAGAUCACCCUCCGCUCGCCCUACAACCGCUGCCGGUAACCGAUCUACCGUUCCCGGCGGUUCUGCCGCUUCGCAGCGCAGACGACGGCUCCGAUUGGACGGUCCCGGUGCGAGAACCGGUGGGACGGUGGCGAGAGUGGGAGACACCGGCCGGGAGCAAGGAAGCGCGCGAAGAACGCGAAGGGCGGAGGAUGCAAGUCGGCGGCGGCGAAAGGUGAAGAGACGGAACAUGGCUGGCGGAAGGAGGAAACCCGCGGAGACGGAGGGGGAGGCGGAAGCGGUGGCGGAAGGUGAGGCGCAGAUCUGCGCGGGGGGAAACGCGAGAGGUCUUGCGCGAACUGCUGGCGGAUGCAAGAGGAAGCGGAAGGGGAAGGGAAGCAAAUUGCGGAAGAGCACUGGCCAAUCGUCCAGAUGCGCUGCAUCUGCAUCUGCAUCCGCAUCUGGCGGCGCCAUGGCCGGCGAUAACACGGAUGCAGGCCCUGAUGAUGAUGAGGAUGACGAUGGUGGAGAGGAGGUAGAGGAAGGAGAGGAGGGAGAGGAGGGAGAGGAGUUAGAGGAAGGAGAGGAGGGAGAGGAGGGAGAGGGUCCGCAGGAAGAGGAGGAAGAAGAGGAGAUCUGUCUGAGCGCGGAGUUAGCGCGUAAGAAGCUUACCGACCGCGUGUGCUGCCCGAUCUGUCUUGAGGCGCCGCACAACGCGGUGCUGCUGGUGUGCGCGUCGCUAGAGAAGGGCUGUCGCACGUUCGUGUGCGACACCAGCCACCGCCACUCCAACUGCUUCGACCACUUUCGCAAGUCGCAGCAAGCGGCGACUGCGGCGGCUGCUCGACGGGCAUUGGUGCAACCGCAAUCGGUACUGCGUCCGGCUCUGCUGAAGCGCCUUCCAACGCUGCAGGCAAUUCCGAACCGUCGACACUCCCUGGAGAAGCGCGCGGAACGGCAGGAGAAGGCGGAGGCGGAAGCGGCGGAGGGGGAGUAG